AACAAGCUCACUUCCAAACAGAGACAAGCAAAGCAAAUUGCAAAAAGUAAAAAAGAUAAGGUCCAAUAUGCAUAUGAUCAUUUCUUGUGGGGAUUAAUAAAUAAAAUAAUUCACAUCACAAAAAUAGCACCGUUUUCUUGUCUUCAUACAAACUUCCUUAUCACCUGCAUUUUUCUCAUUUCUCAAGUGGGACCCCAUAAUCCUCUUAUUUAUACCAUUGCCUACUCCCUUCAAAAAAACCACAAAAGAAAAGAUUAAAAAAAAAACUAAAUCAGGCACUAGCAAUACUGCAGUAGGUACACUGGUACGUAUUAUGGCUCUCCUUGUUUUUCUCAUCUUGCUUUUCUUGUUCCCUUUGGGGAACAAUGGUGAGGGCCCACCUUCACCUGGAUACUACCCAAGCUCGAGAAUGGGCUCUAUAGGGUUCGAGCAAGGCUUUACCAAUUUAUGGGGUCCUCAGCACCAAAGGCUCGACCAAGGGGAACUAACUAUUUGGCUCGACAAAACCUCAGGCAGCGGAUUUAAGUCGUUGAAUUCUUAUUCUUCUGGUUAUUUUGGUGCAUCGAUCAAGGUUCACUCUGGCUACACUGCCGGAGUCGAUACAUCGCUCUAUUUGUCAAACAAUGAGGCCCAUCCAGGUGAUCAUGAUGAGAUAGACAUAGAGCUUUUGGGCAACAUAAAUGGGCAGCCUUAUGUUCUUCAAACAAAUGUUUACAUUAGGGGCAGUGGGGAUGGCAACGUUAUAGGACGAGAAAUGAAAUUUCACCUUUGGUUUGAUCCAACACAGGAUUUUCACCAUUAUGCAAUCCUCUGGAAUCCCAAUGAAAUCAUAUUUUUUGUAGACGAUGUGCCAAUCAGAUCAUAUCCUAAAAAAUAUGAGGCCCCAUUCCCUACAAGGCCCAUGUGGAUUUAUGGAUCCAUAUGGGAUGCCUCUGAUUGGGCCACAGAGAAUGGAAAAUACAGAGCUGACUACAGUUACCAACCUUUUGUUGGCAAGUUCAAGAAUUUCAAGAUAAGCCAGCUGGCCUCUGGCUCCCCUUCUGGAGCCACAGGGCUGAGCCGCCAGCAGUAUGCGGCCAUGGCGUGGGCCCAGAACAAUUACAUGGUCUAUGAUUAUUGUGGUGAUCCACAACGUGACCACAAGCUCACACCCGAGUGUUAGGGCCCAGUGGUUAUUGGGCCGGGAUAUGUAAAAACAUACACUUUUAUAUUAAUGUUUUGGAGAGUCUUGGGAUGGGCCCACUAAAAAAUAAUGGGUGUGAGAAGACUGGAAGACAAAAGCGUCCAAACCUCCAAAGAUUUGGAAGUAUUAAUGAUUUUGUGUUUGAGUGUGAUUUGGAAGUAUAAUGAUUUUGUGUUUGAGUGUGUGGGUGUGUCUUUAAUAAGUUUGUUGAAAAACAAUAUGAAUGCUAUGAUUAAAAUUGUCAGGCCAAGAGAUGUACCUUUGGGAUGUAUAUUGUUUCUUUAUGUGAUCCACGUUACACAAUGAAUGGAAAGUGAGAAUUUUUUGGUGUAUA
Molecule: messenger RNA, 1517 nt
Organism: Striga asiatica
Lineage: Eukaryota; Viridiplantae; Streptophyta; Magnoliopsida; Lamiales; Orobanchaceae
Source: the annotation of a GenBank genome assembly